AUGAAAAAGAUUCUGCAUUGUUUUUUAUGUUUUAAUUUCGCAGGCAUUUGCGAAUCAGAACCAUCAGGUUCGCGACCUCUUGCGACUAUUCGUGAAAGGUGGUUGGGAUCAGUAUUUGAUGAAGCAGAUAUCAAAAAAUGUGGUUGUUUAUCAGAAAAAGAAACGGUAGAACUAGUUAAACGACUUAAUCCACGAACAUUACUUUGUCGAGUUGAACAUGAAGUUAAAGAAGCAAGUGUAUUAAAUCCAGAUGAAUCGCAACGCGGAAAAAUUACUCGUUCGCAGUUUGUUGAAAUUUAUAAGGCCGUUGCAACAAGAUCCGAAAUAUAUUUCUUGAUGGUUCAGUAUGCUAAUAAAGAUUAUUUAAGUUGUAAGGAUCUUCAAGUAUUUCUAGAAACAGAACAAGGACUCUUAGGCAUAACAAUGAAAAUUUGUCAAUCAAUUAUUGAACAAUAUGAGCCAAGUAAAGAAGCACGUGAACUUAAUCAUAUGACUAUUGAUGGUUUUACCAAUUAUCUUCACAGUGAUGAAAAUCUCUUAUUUGAUAGCACUCAUCGAAUUGUAUGCCAAAAAAUGAAUCAACCAUUUAGCAAUUAUUUCAUUGCAACAUCAUUUAAUACAUCAUUAACUGAUGAUCAAUUAAAAGAACCAUUAAAUUGUAAAGGUUAUAUUGAAGCACUUCGUCGUAAUUGUCGAUUUAUUGAAGUAGAUGUUUGGGAACCAAUAGCAGGAACUGAUGAAAAAGAACCGAUGGUUCAUAAUCGUCGUAGUACCUCCAAGUUAACCAUAUCAACUGUCCUGAAGGUUAUCAAUGAAAUGGCUUUUCAAAGGACCAGGUAUCCAUUAUUUGUACGACUAGAAAUACAUUUAAAUGUUGAAUGGCAAAUGAUACUUGUCGAUAUGUUUCAUGAUACAUUUGGAGACAAAUUAUAUCAACCAAAUAAUGAUCCAAUUGAUUGGACAGAACGACGGCCAACACCAAAAGAUUUCCAAAUGAAAAUUAUUCUCAUCGGUGAACAACUUGUGGGAGUCGAGAGCGAUAUUGGUGAAGUGACAUUAGAAAAUGAGAAUUUUGAGGUGCAAUCCGGUGAAGCGAUUGAUUCUGCGUCGAAAAGUCCUAAACGAAUGCUUUUUUGUCGUAAAUUAUCAGAUUUAAUGUGUCCAUGGGCAAUCCCAGCUGUAUUCAAAGAAACGCCACUCAAUACAUCUGACAUGCCAAAUAAAAAUUGUCAACUUUUAUUAUCAUCUGAACAUAACUGUCAUAAAAUGAUACAAAAUUUUCCAUCAGAAUUAGCUCGAACUGCCAAAGACCAUCUGAUGCUUUUAACACCAAAUGCAUCGCGCAUUGAUUCAUCAAAUAUGAACCCACAAGAAUUCUGGAAUUAUGGUAUUCAAAUGGUAUCAUUAAAUUAUCAAACAUUGGGACUUAUGAUGGAUUUACAGCAAGGGAAAUUCUCGGAAAACGGUGGAUGUGGUUAUGUUCUUAAACCAUCGAUAAUGCGUGAAGAAGUGUAUACACCUGGAGAUAUUAUGCCGAUUCCACCACAGAUUUUAUAUUUACGAAUUUUAUCUGGUCAACAUCUUCCUCGACCCCGCGGAUCGACAGCAAAAGGUAAUUCAACUGAUCCUUAUGUGGUAGUAGAAAUUUUUGGUUGCCCUACUGAUUGCACCGAAGAAAGGACGAGAACUGUGAAGAAUGAUGGUGCUAAUCCAGCAUUUGAUGAAUCAUUCCAAUUUGAAAUUACUGUACCCGAAAUGGCAUUAAUCAGAUUUCUCGUACUCGAUGAUGACUUCAUUGAUGAUGAUUUCAUUGGACAAUACACUAUACCUUUUGAAUGCUUGAAAAAUGGCUAUCGUCAUGUACCGUUAUUGAAUAACGAAGGCGAAGUAUUGGAAAAUUGCACACUUUUCGUGCAUGUCGCGGUGACAAAUCGAUAUGGUGGAGGGAAAGCACGAAAGCGCGGAAUGUCAGUGAAGCGCAAAAAUACGCGGAUUGUUACGGGCGUGAAAUCGAUUGGCAUCAAAUCGGUGGAUGAAUAUUUCAAGCAAGCGAUUGCACCAUUAGCUGUAUCAAUUGAAAUGCGUAACAUACUCGAAUCUUCAUUGGUUAAGUGGCGAAACGAUUGUGGUGUUGGACCGGCUGGUACUAUACGACAAGGUUUACGACUUAUGUUAACGAGGACGAAAACUGCUGCAAUGAAUAUAUCACCUCCACAUUCACCGCACAGAUCUGAUGAUCCGACCGAAUUUGUGGAGUGUGCGCCAAGUUUUGCAAUUUGCAGCGAUGAGAAAACUUAUCCGAUAAUCGUAACACGAGGUAUAUUUCCUGCAGAGCUGCAAAAAACAUUCGAUUCAAUGUCUGAACUUUUGGAUAUUUGUGCAAAAAUACUAGUUAAUACUGAUCCAUUGUUGACAAAGUUAGAAACGGCAACGAAACGUAUCACCGAAUGUAACACUGAAUUAUCACAACUAUGCGUAAAUGCCGGAUUACACGGUGCAAAAGCUAAUCGAGCAGUGGAAAAUUUUGCAUGGAAUGUUCGACUUUUAAAAACACAUCUAACAUUGAUGAAUAAAACACAAACUGAAGCUAAUAAUAUUGUCAAACAAGUAUUUGAUGUUGGCUGUACACUGGGAAUACUAUCCGAAAAAUCCACCACUGAAAUAUGUAAAAAUCGUUUUUCACAUUCUCCUACCUGUUAA
Messenger RNA from Brugia pahangi, 2700 nucleotides. Lineage: Eukaryota; Metazoa; Nematoda; Chromadorea; Rhabditida; Onchocercidae. The record is from the annotation of a GenBank genome assembly.